AUGUUCGGUCGAACAAGUGAAAUUCCACCCCGGUCGCGUCGGCGACGCGGCCGCGAGGCGUGCGAGCAUGUGAGUGCUGGCACCGUGGAGUCCCCGCGGCCGGAGGGGCGUGCGGGCGAGCGGGCGAACGAGCGGGCGAACGAUCCAGCCCGCUGUCCCCGCUGCCGGUGCACCGUGGACGCGAGCGAGCGAGCGGCUCGACUGCUCGCUUGCUCACACACACUGUGCUCGGCGUGCGCUCGCGCGCUGUCAGCGAGCGGCGAGCUGCGCUGUCCGCUGUGCUGGACGCGCACAGCGGGCGACGCAGCGUGCGCGUCGUGCUGGUCGCACGCACAGGCGCUGCCGCUGCGCGCUGAGCUGCGGCGCCUGGCCGCGCGCCGCCGCGACUUCCUCCUGCGGGCUCUAGACGCUGCCACCGCGCUCAAACUGCGCCUCGAGGCCGAACUAACAGCAUCCGCUGACCUCGCCGAACGCGCCUCACCUCCUCCCGCAGAACUGGAGCGCCUGCGAGCGUGCCGAGCGGAAGCACUUAUGCAGUGCCGGUUCGACGAUCUCGUUCGCAGCGCAGCCGUGCCGCUCGACUUCGAGAUUCUACGUCGCGCGUUAUCCGACCUAAGCGCCGCCGAUUCACCACCACCGGUAGUCACGCCCGACCCAGUGCUGUUCCUGGCCAACUACUGUACUACACAGCUAUAUCUGCAGUAUCUCACGCGGCAUAAAUUUUCGCCGUCGACGACGCUGACGCGCAUACCUCAUGCGUUCCCUCUGUUCUACUUCAACCUGGAAGUGAACGGUUUACCGUUCGGGCGUGUGGUGAUAGAGGUGCGGAGUGAUCUGGCACCGCGGAUGGCGCGCAAUUUCAAGGUGCUGGCGACUGGGGAGCUCGGCGUGGGUUACCGCGGCUGUACCGUGUUCCAGUGUUGGGAGAACGAGAGCGUCAUAACGGGCGACUAUGAGCUGAACAACGGCCGCGGCGGCCGCUCCGCGUUCGAGGAGAGCUACUUUAUGCCAGACGACACCAAGAUGGCGGCAGUGCGCGGCUCGGUGGGCAUGCGGCGCUCGCAGAAACGCCACGACAAUUUGGGCCUCGUGGGAUCUCAGUUCCGCAUCGUGCUGCGAGAGAUGCGCGGCUUCACGGCCAUCUUCGCGUUCGUUGUUGAGGGUCUUGAAAUAGUGGACCGGCUGAGUCGCACGGGCGACAGCUCCGGCAAGCCACAGAGCACCAUCCUUAUCGCCAGCUGCGGCAAACUGAAUUGA
Parnassius apollo (apollo) is the source of this 1257-nucleotide messenger RNA. The record is from the annotation of a GenBank genome assembly. Lineage: Eukaryota; Metazoa; Arthropoda; Insecta; Lepidoptera; Papilionidae.